AUGCAGGCUGGCGUCGCAGUCAAGGUGGAGCCGGGGGGACCUGCAGGGUGCUCUCAUCCAGGCUUUCCCUCCGGCGCCGCCUGCAGCGGCGGCCAUGAGGGCCCAUGCAGUGGCGGCCCAGGCGGGGCUGCGCCAUCGCCAGCACUGCUGCCGCCCGAUCCAGCGCCGCUGGGUGGCCAUAUCGUUCAUCCGGCGCCGCAAAUGCUGGCCGUCCCCACUGGCAGUUCGCUUGGCGCCGCACAGCAAUACCUGCAGCAGCAGCAGCAGCAGCAGCAGCAGCAGCAGCCGGCCGUCGAUGACGGGGUGGCGCUAUUCGGCAGCCAUGGAGGGGCCCACGGCGAGCUGCAGCCCUUCCCCGCGGCUUGCUCCAGCGGGCCCGCCGGCGGUGAGCCGGGGGCGGGCGGCAUGGAGGACGACGAGGAUGAGGAUGAGGAGCACGAGCAAGAGGACGACGAAGAUCAAGAAGAUGCAGGCGGCGGCGCCGCGGCCAGCGCUCGCGGCCCGCCGCCCGCACGGGGCCGUGCCGCAGCCAAGGGCAAGAAGAAGCCCCACCUCCAGGGCCGCUUCAGCGGGCGGCUGGCCACCAAGGACGACGAGAAGCGGCUCGUCCAGGAGUGCCGCCUGCUGGGGCCGCUGCUGGGCGGCGUGGGCAAGCGCGGCGACGGCAGCCGGCUGACGCUCGCGAAGAUAGUGCGCGGCAUCGCGGCGGGGGAGGUCAGGCAAUACUGCCAGGAGCGGGAGCGGUACUUCAAGGCGCUGUCGCAGCGGUCGAGCGCCCUGGAGGAGGCGGUGCGCGAGGUUGACGAGCUGCGGGAGGCGAACAGGCAGCUCAGGGAGCGGCUGAGCGCGGACGCGGGCCGCGGCGGCGGCCGCGGGGGAGCAGGAGGAGCCGCGCCGCAGGCCGACCACGCUGACGGCGAGGCCAUGGCGUUUGACGCCGCGCCGAUGCAGGGCGUGGUCAACGGCAUGGUCAACGGCACGCGGCAGAUGGAGGCGCGGCAGUCCAGCUUCGCCUCUCUGUCGGACGCCAGCUACCCCCGCGCGGACCCAGGGCUGCCGCCGCUGCCGGCCGCGGCGGCGCCGGCGGUGCCGCAGAUGCUGAUGGUGGCAGCGCCCCCGGCUGCGGAGGCCCUGCAGCCGCUGCUGCAGCAGCAACAGCAGCAGCAGCAGCAACAGCAGCUGCACCAGCAGCUGGCACAGCCGCUGCAGCAGCACCUGCAGCCGCAGCUGCAGCAACAGCAGCCGCACCAGGCGCCGCUGCUGCAGCAGCAGCUGCUGCACCCGGGCGCCGCGCCGCUGGACGACCCGUCCCACGCCCAGGCAGCGGCGCUGCCGCCUGUUGCCGCGCAGCUCGCUGGCGGCGCCGCGGGCAUGGGCGUCGUUGGCGGGGCGGUGCCGACGGCGGCGCUGCCCGUGAGCCUGCCAAUGUCUCUGGUGCAGGCACAGGUGGCUUCACAGCCCGUGGCCUGCCUCCCGCUGGGCUCGCAGGCCAUGGCCAUGCACCAGCUGCAGAUGCAGGCGCCCCUACCAGCCGCGGGCCCGGCAGGGCCGUCCGGCGGCGCCGUCGCGGCCGCCGCCGCGGCCCAGGCCCACAUCGCGGCCCAGGCGCAGGCCGUGUCGCACGCGGCGAUCUGCGCGCAGCAGCACGCGCACAGCCUGCAGGCCGCGGCGCACGUGCACGCGCAGCGCGCUCAGGAGGCGAGCCAUCAGGUGGUCAGCCUGCAGGCGACAGCGCAGGCGAUCGCGCAGACGCACACAGAGAUUGUCCAGAAGAUCGAAUCCGUGAAGGUCGCGGCCGUCGCCCACAUGCAGAACCCCCAGGCGCUGAUCGCGCCAGCUGAGGUGGUGAAGCACGCGGAGGAAGCCGUGCAGAAGCUGCAGGCGCAGGCGCAGGCGCAGGCCGUCGCGGCGAUGGAGGUGAGCGCCGCGGCGCAGCGCGCCGAGGCCGAGGCGCAGAAGCACGCGGCCGCGCACGUGCACGCCGCGGCGCAGGCGCAGCAGCUGCAGGCGCAGGCGCACAGCCUCCACAUGCAGGCUGCGAUGACGACGGCGGCGUCGGCGCCGGUCGCCGCCGGCUUUGAGGCUCAGGGUAUUGCUCCUGGCGGCGUGGUGGCCGGCGUGCUGCCCGCCGCGCCACCUGCGGGGCUGCAGCUGCCAGUGGCUGUGGUGGCGCCGGCCGUGGCGGCGCCCGCGGGGCUCGGCAUCGGCGGCCCCUACCCUGGCUCGCAGGCGGGCCUGCUCGGCUCAACGGCCGCGGCCGCCGGCGGGGCCGGCGCCCUGACGGCGCCGCCGACUGCGGCGCAGCUGCCCGACCCGGUCGUCAGCGCGGCUGCGCUGCAGUCUGUUGGAUCUGUCGGGUCUGUUGGAUUCGUGCAGGGCUCCAUUGCCAGCACUCAAAUGCCCAUGGCAGGGGUGAUGGCGCCCUCCGCUGCGCUGAUAGCGCCACACCAGCACCAGCAGCAUCACCACCAGCAGCAGCAGCAGCAGCAGCAGCAAAUGCAGCAGCAGCAGCUACAGCAACAACAGCUGCAGCAGCAACAGCAGCUACAGCAGCAGCAGCUACAGCAGCAGCAGCUGCAGCAGCAGCAGCAGCAGCAGCAGCAGCAGCAGCAGCAGGCUAUGUUGUCGCUAUCGCCCUCGAUCCCUGGAGCCGCAGUGGCCCCCGCAGCCCUGAUCGCGGCCCCAGCCCACUCCCAUUCAGGGCCACCCUUGACAGGGGGCAGCGAGGCGGCGACGCCGACCCCGCGCACCAGCUCUGGGGAUGCGGCAGCGUUCCACGCCGCCUCGGUCCAGCAGGCUGCCACGAUGGCCGCACAGCAUGCGGCGGCCCAGCAGGCCUUGCUGCAACAAGCAGCUCUCCAGCAGCAGCAGCAGCAGCAACAGCAGCAGCAGCAGCAAGCUCAGGCGGACGCUGCAUCGGCAGUGGCUGCCGCGGCCAUGGCGCAGGCGGCAGCAAACGCGGCGCAGCAGGCGGCUCAUUUGCAACAGGCCCAGGCGGUGGCUGCGGUGGCACACGCGGCCAACAUGCAGGCCCAGCAGCAGCAGCAGCAGCAGCAGCAGCAGCAGCAGCCUGACUCCGCCUCCAUCGGGGCUGCUGCUGUCGCCGCUGGCACGAGCGGCGGCACGCUCGCGAUGCAGACUCAGCAGUCUGUUGCAGCGAGCGCAACUGGCAGCGCGGCGGGGCUGGCUUCCAUGCUGUCAGGCCAUCAGCGAGAGGGGUCUGUCACAGGGCCGCAGCACCUUCCGCCAGUGGCAGCACAGCAAGAGGGCGCAGCUUCGAUGCAGCAGCUGCUCCAGCAGCAGCAGCAACAGCAGCAACAGCAGCAGCUGCUGCAGCAGCAGCAGCAACAACAGUUGCAACAGCAGCAGCAACAGCAGCAGCAACAGCUGCAGCAGCAGCAGCUGCAGCAGGUCGCAGCUGUGGUGGCGCAGCAGCAACAGGCGGCAGCCGCAGCUCAACAGCAGCAGCAGCAGCAGCAGCAGCAGCAGCAGCAGCAGCAGCAACAGCAGCAACAGCAGCAACAGCAGCAACAGCAGCAACAACAACUGCAGCAGCUCGCGGCAGAGGGGACACCGACCAUCACGCCACGAACGUCUCUGCAAGGCAGCACGCCGCCCAUCGCCGCGCCGUCCGCCUCGCCCGCAGACGUGCGCGCCUUUAACGUGGCUGCGCAGCUGCAGGCGCAGAGUGCGGGCUGGCCGGCGGGGGUGGGCGGUUCCGUCGGGAUCGUGCAGCACGCGGCGGCAGCAGAGAUGCAGCUGCAGAUACAGCAGGCGCAGCAGCAGCAGCAGCAGCAACAGCAGCAGCUCCUGCAGCAGCAGCAGUUGCAGCAGCAGCAGCAGUUGCAGCAGCAGCAGCAGCAGCAGCAGCAGCAGCAGCAGCAGAGCCAAGUCCAAGGAAGCACGCAGCAGCCGUCCAUCGCGGCUGUCACGGGUGUAUCCGCACAAGCGCAGCCGCCAGCCCCCGCCGCCGCCGCCCCGCGGCCGGCUCCGCUGGCGGCCCCGACUGGCGCCGCGCUCCCCCUUGGCGCGCUCGCCCUGCCGCCGCUCCCGGCCCCGCCGCCCGGCCUCGGCCUGCCGCCACUGGCGCCGGCCCCGCACGCGCACGCGCAAGCGCCGCCGCGGCCGCAGGUGCCGCAGGCGGUUGCCCCCCUUGACGCGAUCGAGGCGCAGCUCAGCGCGCGCGGCGGCCUCGACGUCUGCCUGCUGGACGUCCCCGGGCUGAUGCCCGCUGAUCUUGACCCGUUGACCGUCGAGCGGCUGGUGCAGACGCCCACGCCGACGCCCUUGACCGCGGGCGGCGCGGCGCCGCCGGGGGCGCCGGGGAUGCUCGCGCUUCCCGGCCUGCCGCCGCUGACGUGA
Molecule: messenger RNA, 4362 nt
Organism: Monoraphidium neglectum
Lineage: Eukaryota; Viridiplantae; Chlorophyta; Chlorophyceae; Sphaeropleales; Selenastraceae
Exons: 5
Coding region: 1-4362 (1453 amino acids)
Source: RefSeq, a predicted model, not a curated record